Petromyzon marinus (sea lamprey) is the source of this 606-nucleotide messenger RNA. The record is from RefSeq and is a predicted model, not a curated record. NCBI's taxonomy places the organism in Eukaryota, Metazoa, Chordata, Hyperoartia, Petromyzontiformes, Petromyzontidae.
GAAAAAUCUUCUCCAGCCGCAGCCGCUGCUACCUGAAGAAGCCAGCUUGGAAAAAAAAACAACGGUCCGUGUCACCGAGUCGAUCAUCUACAAGCUCAAAGCAGACAUGGGUGCGAGAUUCCUUCUGCUGAUCCUGGCGGCUCUUUGCCUCUCAGCGAAUGGACAGUCGACAACGUUGCUUGAUUCUUCGACUGCUGAACUCUCAACCAUCCCCGCCACCACAGCCUUCACCACCACAACCUCCUCCUCCUCCUUCACCACAACCUCCUCCACCACAACCUCCCCCGGCACAAUCACCACCACCACCACCGCCACACCUGCCGCCUCCAAAACCACCUCGACCGUCGUCACUCCCACCACCAACUCAACGGCCGCCACCUCAAUCACCACGGCCCAGCAAACCACCGCCAAGGCACCGGCGACGGCAACGGGCGGACUCGUUGCGGUGCUCCUCCCAGCAGCGCUCGUCCUGGGGGCGUCGUGGUAGCAAGGGGACGCAUCCAGCCCUGCAGUUGGUGCCAACACCCACCCCAUGCCCCGUAACAUCCACCCCAUGCCCCGUAACAACCCACCCCAUGCCCCGUAACAUCCACCCCAUGCCCCAUA